Cuscuta europaea is the source of this 2747-nucleotide messenger RNA. The record is from the annotation of a GenBank genome assembly. Lineage: Eukaryota; Viridiplantae; Streptophyta; Magnoliopsida; Solanales; Convolvulaceae.
UCUUCACGUACAGAGGGGAUUGGGAAGACUUCAUCUAUCACGUUGAUUAUUGACAAUGACCAGCAAAGCUUCUUGUCUUGUGUUAAUACGGAGUAUAAUAACUGUAUAAAGUACUAAAAUCCAAAAGCCACAGUUUUUGUCUGAAUGCUGCUGCUGCUGCCACGACUUAAUUUUAAAAUUGCGAUAGAGGAAGAUGGAAGCGGAAGCUCUGCUGAGCGAAGAGGCCGCCGGAGGCGAUUCCAACUCACGCAAGCUCAACCGGAGAGGCGCCUUCAACCGUCGCUCCGAUGCUAUUGUGUACGGAUCAUCUUAUCAGAUGGCCGCUGCUCUCGUUGAUCUUGCUGAAGAUGGAGUUGGUAUACCUGAAGAAAUCCUUGAGCAAUCAAAUUUUUCAACUGCUGCAAAGCUAUACUUCACUUUUAUCAAAUUUGAUUUAUUGUGGUCCCUAAACUAUUAUGCUUUAAUCGUCCUGAACUUUCUUGAGAAACCGUUGUGGUGUUCCAAGCAGUCAUUGCAUUCUUGUACUGAUAGAGAAUUCUACUUUUUAGGGCAGCUUCUGUACUUGACAAGCACUGAGGCUCUAGUAUAUGAGGUUUUUACUCUUGUAGUGCUCAUGACUCAUACUUUGUAUCCAAUAUCAUAUGAAGGCAUCCAGAUCUACUGGAUAAAUGUCACCAAUAGGCUGAAGGUCACAUUGUUGUUAGUUUUAACUGCGGACCUGUUGGCAUAUGUUUUGGCUUCAGCUGGACUAUAUUAUCUUCCAUUCAGGACUGCACAAUAUCUACGUGUUGCCUUUUUCGUUUUAAAUAUCAGAGAGUUGAGGGAAAGCAUCUACAUCCUUGCUGGAAUGUCUCGUACCUAUCUUAAUGUCAUGAUUCUCUCACUUCUAUUUCUUCUGUUCUCUAGCUGGUUAGGAUAUGUUAUCUUUGAGGACACCCUACAAGGGAAGACCAUAUUUACUUCGUAUGGCACAACAUUGUAUCAAAUGUUUAUUCUAUUUACCACUUCUAACAACCCAGAUGCAUGGAUUGCAGCAUACAAAGACUCUCGAUGGUAUUGUCUGUUUUUUGUUCUAUAUGUGCUAUUGGGUGUGUACUUUGUCACCAACUUGAUCCUUGCCGUUGUAUACGAUUCUUUCAAGAGUGAGCUUGUGAAACAAGUUGCUGAGAAGGAUCGCCUGAGGCUAAGGAUAUUGAAGAAAGCAUUUAGUUUGAUUGAUAAAUAUAACUCUGGGUUUCUCAACAAAGAACAAUGCAUCCGUCUAUUUGAGGAACUGAACAAUUACAGGACACUGCCAAAAAUAUCAAGAGAGGAUUUUGAGCUAAUAUUUGAUGAGCUAGAUGAUACUCGUGACUUCAAGAUUGAUUUGAGUGAAUUUGCUGAUCUAACCAACGCUAUCGCACUAAAGUUUCAGAAGGGAGAUUCUUCACCAUGUUUUGAAAGGUUUCCAAAUAUCUACCAUUCACCAACAUCAGAGAAGUUAAGGGAAUUUGUGAGAAGUUCAAAGUUUGAAUACGUAAUAAUGUUGAUUCUUGUCAUCAAUUUUGUUGCUGUUGUAAUUGAGACUACGCUUGAUAUAGAGGAUAGUUUGGCUCAAACCUCUUGGCAGAAGAUAGAGUUCGUCUUUGGGUGGCUGUAUGUGGUUGAGAUGACAUUAAAAAUAUACGCACAUGGAUUUGAAAAUUAUUGGAGGAAUGGCCAAAACCGCUUUGAUUUUAUUAUCACAUUGGUGAUAGUUAUAGGAGAAACUGCUACUUUUGCUGCUCCAAAUGGGCUAACCUUUCUAUCAAAUGGGGAAUGGAUCCGAUAUCUUCUUAUUGCAAGGUUGCUGCGAUUAAUAAGGCUCUUGUUGCUAGUUCGAAGUUAUCGUGCCUUUGUUGCCACAUUUUUGACUCUCAUACCAAGCAUUAUGCCAUAUUUGGGGACAGUAUUCUGUAUUUUAUGCAUUUACUGCUCUCUUGGUUUGCAGAUCUUUGGAGGGAUUGUGAAUGUUGGGAAUCCCAAAUUGAAUGAAACUGAUCUAGCUGAUAAUGACUAUUUGCUUUUCAACUUCAACGACUACCCAAAUGGAAUGGCCACGCUUUUCAAUUUAUUGGUGAUGGGAAACUGGCACCUCUGGAUGCAGAGCUACAAGGAUUUGACUGGGACUUGGUGGAGUUGUGCCUACUUCAUAAGCUUUUAUGUUAUAUCUGUAUUGUGGCUACUGAAUUUAAUUGUAGCAUUUGUGUUGGAGGUUUUCCAAGCUGAGAUGGAGCUUGAGACUUCAGCAAUGGAUGAGGAUGCGAAGGUGGCAGGAACUGGAAAGCACCAACCACGCACCGUUGGUGCAAAAACACGGAGCCAGCGAGUGGAUGUGUUAUUGCAUCAUAUGCUGAGCUCUGAGCUGCCACCACCACAACCACAUGGCUCCAGCUCCCUGUGAUUCUCUUCACACUACUUCCUGGCAGGUAGCGCAGCUGUUGUUUAUGAUGAUUGUGCAUAGUCAGGGAGUUCAAAUGCAAUGCUGUGAAUGUUUUUUCCAGUACACAUCUCAUUAGUCAUUAUACUUAACAAAUAUCCUAUUUCCUCUUCACAUGUAAAUUUACAUGACUAAGAAAUGACUUGACCAAGUGACCGGGUUACUAGUCAAUUCUCACAUGACGAAUUAGUCCGUAAUAAUGUACAUAUUAUUGCGUAGAAAGUAACUAUUUUCAUAAUAGUCAAUUAAUGAAAAUACUAUCUACUUAAUAAGCAUUUUGAACACAGCC